Messenger RNA from Naegleria fowleri, 1668 nucleotides. RefSeq lists its product as uncharacterized. The transcript is spliced from 5 exons. Bases 1 to 1668 code for a protein of 555 amino acids. Gene Ontology annotation, molecular function: protein serine/threonine kinase activity; ATP binding. NCBI's taxonomy places the organism in Eukaryota, Heterolobosea, Eutetramitea, Acrasida, Naegleriidae. Gene Ontology annotation, biological process: intracellular signal transduction; protein phosphorylation. Gene Ontology annotation, cellular component: cytoplasm; nucleus. The record is from RefSeq and is a predicted model, not a curated record.
AUGUCUUCCAAUCAUCAUCAUCAGGAUGAGGAGAGGAGGCAAGGCUUAACGUCCGAUGAUGAUCAUCAUGAUGAUGGUAAUUGGAUCCACUCCGACCCAAUGUUGGAGAAUUCUCCAUCUUGCCAAUCAUCCUCUUCUUCAGGAUCAUCUCCAUCUUCUACAUCAAUGACUCAAGUCGAUUCUGGAUGUACCAUCAUUUCCGAUGAAGUGGAACAACAGCAGUCUUCUCUGAAUCAUCAUCGGAGGAAAUCAAGUACUACGACUCCCACCACCAAACAUAAAUCUCUCAAGAUACAAAUUGAUUCACCGAUUGAUAGUGCUGUUACUACUAUUCAAACAAAACCACCACAACCAUCAACUGUGGAAUUAUUUACGAAUACUACAACACCUCAAUCAAAGAAGAUGUUUUAUUGUAAAUAUUUGAAAUAUAAAGGAUCGUAUGAUACGACAGUGUUGCUCCCAGAACGCUACAUACCGGACUUGAAGCAUACCAUGGAGGGAGAGCUUGUGAAAGCCCUCGGAAUUGGUAGCUUCGGGAUAGUUUUCAAAGCUUUUGACAAUCAAAAUGGAGGAAAAGAGGUAGCCAUUAAGAAGAUUGGAGAUGUAUUUUCAAAACUACACAGAAAACAUUUGUUGAGAGAAAUCAAAAUAAUGAAAUUAUUGAAUGGUCAUCCAAAUAUUGUCAAACUUGUGGAUAUGUACAUUACCGGAAAUCAAAACAGUCCUCAUUUAGAGAUUAUUGGCUCUCUUUCACCAAGUGUUUUUGGUGGAGAGGGUUUUUAUUCUCCCUCCCAACUUGAAGAAUUUCCUGUAGAAGUGCAAGAUUUAUACAUUGUUCUGGAAUUUAUGAAAGAUGGAAAUUUAGCCAAUUUUAUGUCAAAUAGCAGAAUCUUGCAAGAAACUAUAUCACCAGAAAUUACAAGAAAUAUCAUGUGCCAAAUAUUAUGUGGACUAAAUUAUAUGCAUAGUUUCAAUAUUAUUCAUCGUGAUUUAAAGCCAGAAAAUUUACUUAUGGAUGGAGAACGGGUGGUUUUGGCUGACUUUGGACUUUCAAAAAAACAGCAAACAGAGAAAGGAAGUUCUUACGUUUGUUUCAGAUAUUACAGACCUCCCGAAGUUGUGAUGCAAUACCAUCAACAAACAACAGCCAUCGAUGCAUUCUCGAUAGGAUGUAUAUUUUUCGAAUUACUUUGUCUUGAACAUGGUUUGUUCAAGUAUAAAGAAUUAUUCCGAGUGAAUGGUGUUCUCGACCAUUUACACAAAUUUUGUGAAGUAUUAGGUUACCCUUCACUCCAUGACCUUAAAGGUACAGACAAAUCCAUUCAAUACUUUCAAUCAAAACUCGAUCCUAACAAGUACCAACAUAGACGACCUCUUCUCGAUGAAAUUUGUACCAACUUCCAUCCUUUAGAAGCGGACCUUCUUAAGGGCAUGCUAAGAUGGAACCCUGAAUCAAGAUUAACUAUCAAACAAGCACUUCAACAUGAAUACUUUGCAAGCUGCAUUUAUCUUCAAAAUGAUGCUCUUCUGAAAGCAAAAGAAAUUGAUGAAAAUUCUCUCGAAGUGAAUGACGAUGAUGACCAACUAUUUUCCAUCUUCAAACAUGUCUUUUAUGAGGAAAUACUUUCAUUCAGAGACGAAAGUUUAAAAUGUAUGACCACAAGGUAA